Molecule: messenger RNA, 5518 nt
Organism: Misgurnus anguillicaudatus (oriental weatherfish)
Lineage: Eukaryota; Metazoa; Chordata; Actinopteri; Cypriniformes; Cobitidae
Gene: slc9a6a
Product: solute carrier family 9 member A6a
Biological process (GO): proton transmembrane transport; regulation of intracellular pH; sodium ion import across plasma membrane
Cellular component (GO): recycling endosome; plasma membrane
Molecular function (GO): sodium:proton antiporter activity; potassium:proton antiporter activity
Source: RefSeq, a predicted model, not a curated record
CGUGUGACAGUGGGCGGGGCUUCGCCGGGAAUCAGGAACAAUCUACAGCAGCCUAUCUGCUUACGCGCUUCUGCCUAUGUUCAGCGAUCCUGAACAUAGUGCAUUUCUCUGCCUCUGUUCCUUUCAACCUAAAGCGAUGCCAACAUGGGCUCUUCACAUCAAAUCAAUAUCACAAUGAGAAUUUGGAAAAGUCUGCCGUUGAUUGUUGUAGCGACCUCCAUCUGCCUGUGUUUCUGCAGGGCUGAAGACAGUUCAAUGGAGAACAUCGUGACAGAAAAGAAAGCAGAAGAAAGCCACAGACAAGACAGUGCAGACCUGCUGAUCUUCAUUCUGCUCCUCACCCUGACAAUCUUGACAAUAUGGUUAUUCAAACACCGACGCUUCAGGUUUCUGCACGAGACUGGACUUGCUAUGAUAUAUGGUUUGCUUGUGGGAGUUGUCCUGCGUUAUGCCAUUCAUUUGCCCAGUGAUAUGAGCAAUGCUACAUUGAGCUGUAAUGUCAAUGCCAGUCCAGCUACGUUGCUUGUGAAUGUCAGUGGUAAAUUCUAUGAGUACACGCUGAAAGGACAGAUCGGUGCCAAUCAAGUUAAUAACAUUCAGGACAACGAGAUGCUCCGCAAGGUGACUUUUGACCCAGAGGUCUUCUUCAAUAUUCUCUUGCCUCCCAUCAUAUUUCAUGCUGGAUACAGUUUAAAGCGGAGGCAUUUCUUCAGGAACUUGGGCUCCAUUCUGGUUUAUGCCUUUGUGGGAACUGUUGUGUCCUGUUUCAUCAUUGGGUUGUUAAUGUAUGGCUGUGUGAUGCUGAUGAAGCAAAUUGGCCAACUGGAUGGUGAAUUCUUCUUCACCGACUGCCUGUUUUUUGGUGCCAUUGUCUCAGCCACCGAUCCAGUGACAGUGCUGGCCAUUUUCAGCGAGCUGCAGGUGGAUGCAGAUCUGUACGCACUUCUGUUUGGAGAAAGUGUUCUGAAUGAUGCUGUAGCUGUUGUGUUAUCCUCGUCAAUUGUAGCAUAUCAGCCCACAGGAGAUAACACUCACACUUUUGAAGGCAUGGCCAUGCUGAAGUCCUUUGGCAUCUUUUUGGGUGUUUUCAGUGGCUCUUUUGCCCUGGGAUUGGCAACUGGAGUCGUAACUGCAUUGGUCACGAAGUUUACCAAACUGAGGGAUUUACCGCUGCUGGAGACGGCUCUGUUCUUCCUCAUGUCCUGGAGCACUUUCCUGCUGGCAGAGGCCUGUGGAUUUACGGGUGUGGUUGCGGUUCUGUUCUGUGGCAUGACACAAGCCCACUACACCUUUAACAACCUUUCCCCUGAGUCGCAGGACAGAACAAAACAAUUAUUUGAGCUGCUGGAUUUCUUGGCUGAGAACUUCAUAUUUUCCUACAUGGGCUUGACAUUGUUUACCUUUCAGAACCACAUCUUUAACCCACUCUUCAUAGUGGGUGCAUUCGUGGCUGUGUUUCUGGGCAGAGCUGCGAACAUCUAUCCUCUCUCCUUCCUGCUCAACUUGGGCCGCAGACACAAGAUCAGCCCCAACUUUCAGCACAUGAUGAUGUUUGCAGGUCUUCGUGGUGCCAUGACCUUCGCUCUGUCGAUCAGGGACACGGCCACGUAUGCACGGCAGAUGAUGUUCUCCACCACACUGCUGGUGGUCUUCUUCACCGUCUGGAUCUGCGGCGGUGGCACGACUCAAAUGCUCUCCUGCCAGAAAAUUCGUGUUGGAGUGGACACAGAUCAGGACCACUCUAUCGGCCCUGAUGGAGUGGACAGGAGAAGCACUAAACAGGAAAGUGUAUGGCUGUUCAGGAUCUGGUACAACUUUGAUCACAAUUAUCUGAAGCCCAUUCUGACCCACAGCGGACCACCGCUCACCACCACACUUCCUGCCUGCUGUGGCCCUCUUGCACGAUGCCUCACCAGUACACAAGCGUAUGAGAAUCAGGGGCAGCUGAAUGACGACGACUCCGACCUCAUUCUUAAUGAUAGUGACAUCACGCUCUCCUACGGUGACAUCACCGUGAGCACAGAUGCAUCGGGGGCUCACACGAGCGGGGCGCCGGUGGGUGGAAUGGGAAUGAACUCUGACGAUGCUCUAGAUCGAGAGCUGGCCUUCGGCGAUCACGAGCUAGUGAUCCGAGGUACCCGAUUAGUCCUUCCCAUGGAUGAUUCAGAGCCCCCACUGUCUCUGGACUCCUACCGUCACCGGCACAAGCCCGAAACAAUGAGCUGAACGGGAUAAAGUGUGACAGCACGAGCCUGUCCAUCUCUCUUUCUCUAUCAUCUCUCUCUCUCAUCUGGAGCAAUCAGUCUCAGCAGCUUUCCUGUCUCUCGAGUCGCUGGUUUGAUGUCUCUACCUCAUUCGUCACUCUUUAUUCUGUUCUUCUUUAUAUGACAUCACAGAAAUGCAUUAUUUAUUCAUUGUCUUCGUGGCUCGGCCACAAAACAUCUAACAGCGUCUUUACGACAGCUUAAAGGUUGGAAGCAUGCUCUGGUUCCUCACCAUCUCUAAGGUUACCAUGACAACAGAAUAAGCAUACUUGUAUUGUGUAAAGCAAGGCGUCAUAUUGCCCUGACCUGGCACGCAUGCUUAUUUGUGUCUUCUCUUGAUGUGUGGCCGCUUGUUUAGGAGAUCUGAAGAGUAAGUGGCAACAUUUCUGUGGGUUUAACGCUUUUAACUGCCUUCUCUCUCUCUCUCUCUCUCUUUCUGAUAGUCUAAACCGAGACAGUGGCUCUGCGGUUGCAAUCAAGUGCCUGUCGAAUGUAGUUUCUCACGUAGAACAAAAUGACACUAUCUGCCGUCCACUAGAUGGAGGCUUUGUAGUUUGUCUGGGACCGGCUGCAGAUGGGUGUCAUUUAUGGUCGUAGAGACGUGUGUAACCGGGUACAGGUCUGGAUCUUUUAAUGUGACCUAUGACUGUGAAUCUGUGAAGGUUUUCACGUCUUGAAAUAUGUUAGUUUGCACUGUCAAAUGAUGCAUUUUAAAGAAAGAGAGCCAUUCGUGUUCAACAAUUUUACUAAAACAGUCUAUAUAUAGUUAAUAAAUAUUUCUGUUUCUUCUUUUUCUAGAUCCCACCUUGUAAUGUUUAAGAUGUUUAAAGAACAAGAUGUCAUGUUUAACUAUGAAUGUUUAAAACAACAAACAUAUAGAUUCUACAACAUUAUGGUAUUACAUAAUAUUAUAUUAUAUUUUACAUUAUUAUAGAAUUACAAAAUAUAUUAUAGAAUUACAAAAUAUUUAUAUAGUGCUCAUACUUUUUGUGGUAUAGGGCUAUCUAGUAUACACAAAUAAAAAUUGCAGGAUCUGUUUAAAAAAAAAAACGAUGGGAUUUAUGCCUGUACCUUUUUAUAUUCCUAAUUCUGCAUGAAAUGUUAUGAGGAAAAUCAUAACCGUCCACUGUCCCAACGUUCUUAUUGUCUGAUUAAAACGUUUUCUAAUCAAUUAAAAAGGCGAUGUCUAGAUCAAUGUUGAAUGUCACAGCAGCACCGAUGUGGUUUUUAAAUGAGUUGUAAUACUGUAGCUAUUCAGAUUUUAGACUUAUUUAAAAAGGGCUGAAUGAAUUUUCAUGUUCGUACUUUACGGAAAGAAAAAACUCGACCUUUUUGCAACUGACUGACAUCUGAAAAACACAUUUACAUUACAUUAUGAAUGCAGCGAAUUCAUUCUGCGCUAAUGGCAUUGCAGUAUGAUCUUUACAUUUAAGCCUGCGUCCCAAUUUAAGUGCUAUUUACCCAAAGUAGUAUGCAAGAGAAAGAUUAGUGCAUCCUAAAUCAUACUUCCAAUCCGUUGGAUAUUGCUUGGAUAUUAUUUAGAAAUAGCAAGAGUUUUUAAUGGUUCUUUAUGAAACAUUUUAGAGAAUUCUUGAUUGUGAAACUUUAAACAGUUUUAGAAAUUUGAUCCCCAUACAAUCAGCUUAACAAUGAAGGAACAGUAGCAGAAAACAAAUCUUUUUUUUUAUUAUUUGGUCAAUGUUGCUGUGGUUUUUGUUGCUGUUGGUGGACUGUGUAGAAAACGCUGUUUGGAUGAGAGCCAUUGGAUGUCGUUUACUCUAUAGCAACAGUGUUUGUAUGGUGAAAGUUGUGCAUUCUCUGGCUUGUUGAGAGAAUUUUCCAUUAAAGUGAAACACGUCUUAUUCGAGCGUGAUGAUGGCUUUCUACACAGUUAUCUCCUGCUGUGCAGGAUGAUAUGAUGAAGAGUUCACAGUAUUGUAGUCUUUGCUUCUACUUAAUAAUAUACAUAAUGCACAGUGUGUGUAUUUAGAUGUGAGGCAAUUGAAUUAAGCAUUAUAGCAGAUUUGCACUCUUCCAUUCUUUGUUUUUGCCUUUUGUACCUUUAGGGUUGCCAGGUUGUCAUAGCAAAACAGGCCAGAUGCUACUCAAAACUAGCCCAAAAAACUAAAAAAUUACAUGUUGGGUUCACCCAUUUGCAUAAAGGUUUGUAUAGUUAGAACCCCAUUCAUGUUUUUGAAUAUUUGUGCAUCAUUUCCUCAGUUUCCGCUGAGACAGGAGAAAUGCAGAUUUCAGUGUUGCACUUCCUUCUUUCAAUGAUGUAAAAAUCAUCAUUUUGCAUCAUUGAAAGAAGGAAGUCCAAUAUCUUUGUUGAGGGAGUGAGACUACAAACACCCCUUUUCUCGGUCAAAUAGGCACCAAAUUCAAAAUGUAUGUUACAUUUCGACUACAAAUAUGAUGCACUUUCAAUAAAGAUUAAUGUUUCUACGGGUGAAAUGCUCCUUUAAACAAUGCUGGGUUGUUUCAAGCCAAAAUUCGGUUGUUUUGUUUGUUAAAAUAUUUUUUUUUCCAUUUUGAACCCAAUAACUGGACUUGACCCAAUCGUAGCCAAUCACAUUUCAUGUGGGUUUUCUGGUAAACAUCAAGUUCUUUUUUUUGUGACAUUAUAGCAACUGUGAUAAAGUAUCCCAAUUAUGCAUGAAAACUGCAGACUUGGCAACCCUGUACCUUAAUUACCUGUUAAUACAACGCAUCAUUAUCCUCAGACCCUCGUUGUUUUCAGAUGAAUGAAUAAAUUUAGGAUGACAUAUUUGAGGGGUGAAUUUGUUAGAUGAUGUUUGUAUUGGUAGUAAACGAGGAAUCUUAUUCUUUUUCAGAGUACAGACUUUAUUGUAAACUAGAAGUUUCUGUACGUUUAAAACAUAUUGUUACGGUAAAUAAUCUGUGAAGCUCAUUUUGUGUGUGAUUAUUUUAGGUUGUUAAACUUUUUUGUUUGUUUUGAAGCAAUAUAGAUGUUUCUCCAAAACACCGAAAGGUCAAACAUGAACCAUGACAGUUUAAAUAUUAACAAACGUGUGCAUCCCAGCUAGUGCAAAGUAGCAGAACCAAGAUAAAUGGACUUCAGUAGGGUGAUAAAUGUGCUGUUUUCACUGGUACGUAACUGUGUGUUAGUCACACUAUGUGCAGCCUCUAUUCUAAUGUGUUGCAGGUACUGACUGUUUACAUCUGUGUAAAUAUUCUCAUCUGUUUAUGUGCGUGCAAUGGUCAAUAAACAAAAGCCUGUGCUUUCAAUUGAA